Miscanthus lutarioriparius is the source of this 684-nucleotide messenger RNA. The record is from the annotation of a GenBank genome assembly. Lineage: Eukaryota; Viridiplantae; Streptophyta; Magnoliopsida; Poales; Poaceae.
AUGGCCGGUCGGCGACGACUGCAAGGGGAACCAGCACCUAAUUAUGAUGGCAAGGUGGAUUGGUUUGACCAUAUCAAAGUGCAGUACUGGCGUUUUUCUAGAAUUGAUGAGAUCAAGUUGAUGCUAGAUUAUGGACUUGAGAAUGUCAACGUUCACUGGUUGUUUCCUGGGAUGGAUUUGGCUACUGGUUUGCGAAUUGUAGACUCAGAUAGAGAAACACUCAUCAUGAAGCAAGUUGCAUAUAAGGUUAAAAACUUUGUGCUGUACUUUGAUCAGUACAAUUCACUUGAUGACAACACCUGGGAAGACAUUGUGUUGAAUCCAGUUGGUACACUACCCAAAGUGUUGAGUCCCAGGAAGGUGGCACCUGAAAGAGAUGAUGAUGUGGGCAGUGAAGGCAGUGACAAGGAUGGCAGUACAGAUGGGGAAUUUGUAGACAGUGACUAUGAAGUUGAUGAUGAUGACGAUGACCUAUUUUAUGACAAUGUUGAUGAUGGGGUGGUUGAUGAGGGUGCAACCAAGGGCAUGGUACUCAGCAAAGGGAAGAAGAGAAAUGCACCAUCUGGCAAACAGAACAUGGCAAUAGAUAGGGAAUGUGGUUGUAUUGACUCAACCACAUUGCUGUCAAUUGUUGUAAAAAAAUCCUGUCAAUUGUAUCACAUAUUUGUCAAUUAUAUUGAAUGA